Molecule: messenger RNA, 759 nt
Organism: Vitis vinifera (wine grape)
Lineage: Eukaryota; Viridiplantae; Streptophyta; Magnoliopsida; Vitales; Vitaceae
Exons: 2
Coding region: 110-532 (140 amino acids)
Source: RefSeq, a predicted model, not a curated record
AAUCCACAAGCUUCAAGAGGAAGACUCCGGCACCGCCAUCUGUCAUACAUCUGGCAAUGAUUUAUUGGUUUGGAUCAAGCAACAGAUACUAAAUUUUGGAGGUGAGCUGAUGAGUUUGGGUACGCAGUGUAAGCCAUGGCCAAACCUCAAAACCCCAAUUCCACCCAAAACCUACCUUCUUCUUCAACACCUACUAAGGUUUCUGGUGAAAUCGGAAGCGGCAACACCAGCUACUCCGCCCCAAAGCCCCAUUUCCCUAAUCCUCCCGAUCCCACAAACCCCGACCCAGCUGCCCUCCGAGAGCAGUGGAGAUACGCGAUCCGGCAGUACAGCAAAUGGUAUUCUCACGCCUGGGGCACCGCCAUUCUCGCUGGCCUUUCCUUCUUUGCCCUUGGUUGGAUCAUCAAGGGCUCCAAUCCUCUCCCCUCUCGACAGGAUGACUCUCCUGCACGCCCUUCCUCUUCUUCUACUUCCGAUGACGGCGAUGUUGGCCGCUGAUGGUGCCUGCAUGCCUAACAGGAUUUCUACAUAAUAAUCUCGCUCAUACCUCAUAUAAUGCUUUCGCGAGAGGGGAGCUUUCCUGGGAGGGGCAAAUCCAAACUUUCUACAUUAUCAAGGAUUGCUAUUUGAAUGUACUAUUAGUACAUUAUCGCUGUUUCCCUUGUAAUACACUUGAUCUGAAUGUGCUGUGUAUAUAUACUACUUCCUACACAUGCAAAUUUUGAAUUAGAAAUCCAAGAUCGAUCAAUUAUUCCUAGA